Molecule: messenger RNA, 362 nt
Organism: Aureococcus anophagefferens
Lineage: Eukaryota; Pelagophyceae; Pelagomonadales; Pelagomonadaceae
Exons: 1
Molecular function (GO): RNA binding
Source: RefSeq, a predicted model, not a curated record
AUGGCGGAGACCACCACCAACGGCGAGCGGCCGCGCGAGGACCCGGAGAAGACGCUGUGGAUGGGCGACCUGGCCUUCGAGUGGGACGAGGCCUUCAUCGCCGACCUCUUCGAGGGCUUCGGGGCCGUGACGGCCUACCGGCCCUACGACCCGCGCGCGGACCGCCCGACGCUCUACGCCUUCGUGACCUUCGAGAGCGAGGCCGAGGCGACGCGCGCCUUCGAGGAGCUCAACGGCGCGACGAUCCCGGACACGCGGCGCCGGUUCCGGCUCAACCCGCGGAGCAAGCGGCCCGAGCGGCCGGCGGAGCGGAUGGCGCGGAAGCGGCCCCGGAGCCGGUCGCCGGGCGGCUACGACCGGCG